AUGCGCACUGCUGGUGCCACAUCUGCAAAUUCGAAUUCAAGCAGAUCGCAUGCAGUUUUCCAAAUUAUGCUCCGAAAAGACAAGAAAUUGUGGGGAAAGUUUUCCUUGAUUGACUUAGCGGGUAAUGAACGUGGUCAGGAUACCGGUAACUCUGAUAGGCAAACACGACAUGAAGGAGCUGAAAUCAACAAGUCCCUGCUAGCUCUGAAGGAAUGUAUUCGCGCCAUGGCCAAGAAUAGCCAUCACGUUCCAUUCCGUACAUCAAAGCUCACCUUGGUGCUACGCGAUUCCUUCAUCGGGGAGAAAGCACGCACUUGUAUGAUAGCAAUGAUCAGUCCUGGUAUGUCGUCCUGUGAACACACAAUC
Molecule: messenger RNA, 366 nt
Organism: Cooperia oncophora
Lineage: Eukaryota; Metazoa; Nematoda; Chromadorea; Rhabditida; Trichostrongylidae
Source: the annotation of a GenBank genome assembly